Solanum tuberosum (potato) is the source of this 1116-nucleotide messenger RNA. Its product is annotated as two-component response regulator ORR22-like. NCBI's taxonomy places the organism in Eukaryota, Viridiplantae, Streptophyta, Magnoliopsida, Solanales, Solanaceae. Gene Ontology annotation, molecular function: DNA binding. The coding region runs from base 1 to 1116 and encodes 371 amino acids. Gene Ontology annotation, biological process: cytokinin-activated signaling pathway; phosphorelay signal transduction system. The record is from RefSeq and is a predicted model, not a curated record. The transcript is spliced from 5 exons.
AUGGAUUGUGAGAUAAUUUGUAAUGUAGAUGUUCCUUCAGCCUAUGUUGGCCUCAGAAUUCUCUUGGUUGAUCCUGAUAAAUCUUCUUUAUCAAAUAUAGCAGCAAUUCUUGAAGAACAUUCCUUUAAAGUAACUGCGAUCGAACAAGCAACUAUAGCUCUAUCCAUUCUCCGGGAACAUAUCGAUCAAUUCGACUUGGUCAUGGUGGAUGCCAACAUGCUUGAAAUGGACUACCUUGAAUUCAUCAAGUCCACUCAACUCAUCAAAGACAAACCUAUUAUUUUGAUGUCUCCAGAGGUGACGAUCGAAAUGAUAAAAGAAGCACCAACACAAGGGAUAUGCUACAUUUUUAAGAAGUCGCUCAUUUCAUCAUUGAAACUCAAGGAUGUAUGGAAGUAUGUGAAGUGGCACAAUAACAAGGCAAAUGAAAAUUCACAACACUACAAGGCUAAUCAAGUUUAUGUAAUGGACAACACAUCUUGUCCUGAGAAAAUGCAAAACAAAAAGGGAAAAAGCAUAACGAAUUGCUCUGAGACUUAUCAAGAUCAAGCGGUAGAUUCUUUAAUAGAAAAAGAUGAGGCAAAAAGGUUUAAGAGAAUGAGAAAUACGAUUGAGGAGGCACAAGUUAAACGUAGUGCUCCUUUAGAAAAAGAGGAGGAUUAUUCUUUGCUUUCGAAAAUAAGUACAAAAAGACCAGAAAAGAAAAGACGAAAUCUGAAAUGGACAACAGAGCUUGAGAAGAAAUUAGACGAGGUUGUUCGCAAGUUAGGAGACAAAGCUGGUCCUAAAAAUGUGCUGGAGAGGAUGUGUGUGCAGGAUUUGACUAAGGAAUGUCUCACCUACCGUCUAAAGAAAUACAGAUCCCAAAAACGACAAGCUCCGGAUGUUCAACCAGUUACUUCAACGAACUUCAACGAGGAACAUCAUUCCAAAGCGUUCAAUUCAAGUACAUUAUCUGUGAAUGUCAAUGAAUUAUUUCAAGGAGCAUACAUACCUCAACCACUAGAAGUUCCUUCGGUAGCUUUACCAAGUUCAAGCGAUUAUUCCUUGAACGAGUGCGAUGAUUGGAUUAAUGAAUUUCUAGAACUUGACGAUUUCAAGCUGAAAUUAAGCUAG